CUCCAAGCCCUCCACCAGCUCAUUCCCGCCACCAUGCCUCAGGAUAUGCCCCCAACGGGGGGCUACGCUCAAGUCCAGUACAAGCGGAACCUCCCUGCCCGCGGCUUCAAGCCCGUCUACUACAUGAUUGGCAUGCACAUGAUCAUGGCCUACGGAUUCUACAAGUACUUCCACGGUGCCCGUGAGCAGCGUGAGCUCGCCCGUGAGAAAAUGUGGUCUCGUCUGCACAUCACUCCUCUCCUUCAGGCCGAGGAGGACCGCGACCAGGUCCGUCGUCACUUUGCCGACCAGGCUCGCGCCAACGAGCUCCUCGGCUCUGAUGCCAAGGUCUACAACUCUGACCGCUUUGUCCGCCCUACUUUCGCCUAUACCCCCGCCAGUGUCACUCAAUAGACUGUUUGACAAUGUCAUUGGUUUUUAGUGAUCUCCAAGCUCCUUUCCCUCUAUCUUCUUUUGACUCUGUAUGAUGCUGGUGUUUUGAAAUGCUUGAUUGGGUGACCCCUUACCUUUCAUGGUAUACGGA
Molecule: messenger RNA, 523 nt
Organism: Penicillium canescens
Lineage: Eukaryota; Fungi; Ascomycota; Eurotiomycetes; Eurotiales; Aspergillaceae
Product: putative NADH-ubiquinone oxidoreductase subunit GRIM-19
Exons: 4
Coding region: 34-393 (119 amino acids)
Source: RefSeq, a predicted model, not a curated record